UUGGUUGCCGGGACUGGAUCGAGGGAGCUGGUGGGCUGGGAAGCAUACAUAAGAGGCGCUUGAAUCCCCGGGCAGCAGUGCGAGAGAGACGUCCGCCCGCUCCUGCCGCCGCUGCCAGGGACUUUUCCUGCCUGCUGCCCGCGAGCGCCAGAGCUGCAUCUCACACCCCCUUCAGGUCCACGAAGCCCGCGCCUUCUCCUGCGCGACUGAUUCUUCAGGGGAUCAGCCUCUCUGGUAUGCCGCCGCCCUUCCCUUCGGCUGCUCCUCUCCGGGUGAAAAGCAAUCCAACUUGGCCAGAGCCUGAGCAUCACCGGGGCAGGAAGGCGAGGCUGUUCUCCUUCUCCUGUUGAGGCUCCUCUGAACCUCGUUUCCAGGUUUGGACCUCAGGCUGGGAAGCUGGUGGGGACCUGCAGAUCCCAGAAGAUCAAACAGAAUGAAAAUGAAGGCCUUCUGGACUCUCUUGGCCACCGUGCUGUUGGCAGACGAGGCCCUUGCUAUCCGGGCAUCUCGUACGCGGAGGGAGCUGGCCCCAGGAUUGCAUGAGCGGGGGAUCCGGGAUGCAGGAGGCUCUUACUGCGAACGCCGUAAUGCUUGCUGCCCCGGGAGGGAUGAUGGCUGCACAGUGCCAUACCUGGACACCAUCUGCUACUGCGACCUCUUCUGCAACCGCACUGUCUCUGACUGCUGCCCCGAUUUCUGGGAGUACUGUUUGGGCAUCGAACCUCCGUUUGUUGUGCAGAAAGGCUGCAUCCGUAAUGGACACAAGUUUCCAACAGGCUCAACCUACAGAGAUAAUUGCAACUUCUGCACUUGCGAAGGAAAUGGGCGAUGGUCCUGUGAAAACCAUGCUUGCCUCAUCAAUGGGGAUAUGAUAGAUGCCGUCAACAGAGGGAAUUAUGGCUGGAGAGCCUCCAACUACAGCCAGUUCUGGGGCAUGACGCUAGAGGAGGGCAUCCAGUAUCGACUUGGCACCAUCAAACCCCCCACUGCUGUCAUGAACAUGAAUGAACUCGAUAUGAAUAUGGACACCAGUGAGGUGCUGCCUUCCCAUUUCAACGCUGCUGAGAAGUGGGCUGGAAUGAUCCAUGAGCCGCUGGACCAGGGCAACUGUGCUGGAUCCUGGGCCUUUUCUACUGCAGCGGUGGCCUCAGACAGGAUCUCCAUCCACUCCAUGGGACACAUGACUCCCGCCUUAUCGCCCCAGAACCUCCUUUCCUGCAACACUCGCAACCAGCAAGGCUGUAGCAGGGGCCGAAUUGAUGGGGCCUGGUGGUUCCUGCGCAGGAGAGGAGUGGUGACGGAUGAAUGCUACCCUUUCACCAGCCAGGAAAAAGACAGCACCCCUCCUGCAACCCCUUGCAUGAUGCAUAGCCGCUCCACAGGCCGGGGCAAGAGACAAGCCACAGCACGCUGCCCCAACCCAUGGACGGACUCCAAUGAGAUCUUCCAGUCCACCCCUGCGUAUCGCCUCUCCUCUAACGAGAAAGAGAUCAUGAAGGAGUUAAUGGAAAACGGACCAGUGCAAGCCAUCAUGGAGGUGCAUGAAGACUUCUUCAUGUACAGAAGUGGUAUUUAUCGUCAUACGCCUGUAGCAGCUGGGAAGCCAGAACAGUACCGGCGGCACGGCACCCAUUCCGUCAAAGUCACCGGGUGGGGAGAGGAACAGAUGCCUGAUGGUUCAAAUCAGAAAUACUGGAUUGCUGCCAAUUCGUGGGGCAAGGCCUGGGGAGAGGACGGCUACUUCCGCAUUGCCCGUGGGGCCAAUGAGUGUGAGAUCGAAACCUUUGUGGUAGGCGUCUGGGGCCGGGUUGGGAUGGAAGACAUGCACCACAAGAAGUGAGGAACUUGGGAGGCUGACCUUGCACCAGCAGGUCACCAGGGAGAACUUCCUUCCUUUUGUUGCCCACACCUUUUUUCUUCUCCAAAAAAAGAAAAAAAAUCAAAUCUGAGGUCUGGAUCAGCCAAAGAACACCACACCGCUCCUUUUCACCAUUGGGUCUGUCUCUGAAGAGAACAAUGCUUGACCACAUUCUGGGGUGUGCACAAGACUGUGUGAGGCCUAGGACUGUUCUUGAAGCACUGGGCAUGUCUAAAAGGCUUUGGAUGACCUUCUUGGAAACUUUGGAAGCUCCUUGAGAACUCAAGAAACAGCUGGGGAGGGGAAGGUUUUGUCAGAAGGGACCAAGGAAAGUUAUUUUGUCUGACACCCCCUUGCUCCUCUGCAUCUUUGUUAGCCUACACACAAAACCCAAAGUCUGCUGCAGAGACACCAGAAGCAAAUAAGGAACACCCUGUCAAUUUUGCCUGAAGAGUGGCUGAUGCCAUACAGUGAACUGUAUGGGAGGACAAAUCAGCCUCUCCUUUUCUGUGGAUAUCCAGUAAUAUCUUGUACACCUCACCAGUGCCUCAAAAUGAAGCCAUUUCAGAAGUGCUGGUUUCUCUGACCUGAUGUUUCACAGUGGUUUGGGUCAGGAACAAGCCUCUUUCGAGGAAUUGGCAGCCAUUGUAAUAGCAAGAGUUGUGGGCUUCUCAUGUCAAACCAUUUUGGGCCUCAGGUUACAUGGGAUCUCCCCUUAGCUGCUCCUUCUCCUCACACACAUAAGAACACCAGUCUUAUGGAGACCACACAAAAAUAAUCAAGCCUCACAGCCUAAUACACGUUGUCUCUCGUAAACACUCCCAUAGUUUCGUUCCUAGCCACUCCAUAUUCCCAUUGCUUUACCUCAGCCUGGCUGACAUAUAGAAGAAAAGAAGGAAUCUCAAGUCUGCCAGGGGAUGCCCUCACAAACAGAGGAGUCAGUCCAAACCACAGGGAACGAAGUAAAGAAAAUGGCUGCUGUGAUUUUGUGAAGACCUUUCUAGAACUGCUCAGUAAGGUCCAUCAUUCUUGGAGGCCCAAUCCUGAAAUGGAAAUGGCGUCCAGUUACAGAAUGAUGAAACGACACCAAAGACUGGGUUUUUCUAGACAGCUUUGCCCAGGCAUGUGGGAAAUUCACAUGGGUGGUGGAACAAACUACUACUAGGGUUCUUCUCCCCCCUCCCCAAAAAAGGUUUUAUAUCUUAUGAUUCCUGGUGAUCAACCAAACGGUUGGAAGACAAACAAUAGUUUUCAAGAGAGCUGAGGAUGGUAUGAAGGGGGCAUUGUUGUUCAUUGUAAUUGCAUUUGUCUGGCAAUCUUCUCUGAUCAAAUGAAUUUGGCAGAUUUUUGAAACAUGGCAGAAACCAUCCAUUGAGGAGGCUGAAGCAACAUGUUAU
Lacerta agilis (Sand lizard) is the source of this 3255-nucleotide messenger RNA. RefSeq names its product tubulointerstitial nephritis antigen like 1 (gene TINAGL1). The transcript has 12 exons. Gene Ontology annotation, molecular function: cysteine-type peptidase activity; peptidase inhibitor activity. The record is from RefSeq and is a predicted model, not a curated record. Gene Ontology annotation, biological process: proteolysis. The coding region runs from base 434 to 1840 and encodes 468 amino acids. Gene Ontology annotation, cellular component: lysosome. NCBI's taxonomy places the organism in Eukaryota, Metazoa, Chordata, Lepidosauria, Squamata, Lacertidae.